AUGCCCAAAUCCCCCCCACCCCCACCAUCCCCCAAACCCCCUCCUUCCCCCCUCCCUCCCCCCUCCCUAACCUCCUCCCUCCCCCUCCCCACCCUCAUAGUCUUCGACCUCGACUACACCCUCUGGCCCUUCUGGCCCCUCUCCUCCUCCACCACACCCCCCUACACACACGCAGCGCGCGACAAGCACGGCGAGGAAUUCAGUUUCUACCCGCACGUGCCGGCGCUUUUGGCGGCGCUGGAUGCGCAUCCGAGGGUUAAGGUGGCGGCGGCGAGUCGGACGAGCGCGCCGGAGGUGGCGAGGGAUUUGUUGAGGAUGUUGCAGAUUCCGUGGUUUGAUGUGCCGGCCCCGCCACCAUUGGAGGCAGGGGACGACGCGUCCUCAGCCGGUUCAACAUCAAAAAAAGCUCGGGAGAAGGAGAAGGCCAGGGAAAAGGCGCUAGGAAAAGAAAGGGGGGCGGGAGGUGGGAAGGCUCGGAAGGCGAUAGAGUUUUUCGGGCACAUGGAGAUUUAUCCUGGGAGUAAGAAGAAGCAUUUUGCGCGGCUGAGGGAGACGACGGGGGUGGAGUUUGGGGAGAUGCUGUUUUUUGACGAUGAGAAGAGGAAUAGGGAGGUGGAGGAGUUGGGGGUGACGAUGUGGUGGGUGCCGGAUGGGUUGGAUGGGGGGGAGUUUGAGAGGGGGGUGGGGGAGUGGAGGAGGAGAAGGGGGGUGGAGGGGAAGUGA
Molecule: messenger RNA, 723 nt
Organism: Pseudogymnoascus destructans
Lineage: Eukaryota; Fungi; Ascomycota; Leotiomycetes; Thelebolales; Thelebolaceae
Exons: 2
Coding region: 1-723 (240 amino acids)
Molecular function (GO): acid phosphatase activity
Source: RefSeq, a predicted model, not a curated record